AUGAUUAAAUUAGAUGGUGAAGACACAGGAGAGAUCGAGUACAUGGAAGCAUCUAUGAUGUCAUAUGAUGAUUCUGUGAAUUUGGUGAUCAAAGGGCAGGAUAUUGAGCUAGAAAGAAUCAGCACAAUUAUGACAACCAUAGACCUCUCGUGUAACCAUUUUGAAGGUGUCAUUCCGAAAACACUAAAGGAUCUCAGCUCACUUUGGCUACUCAAUUUAUCCCAUAACAAUCUCAUAGGUCAUAUUCCAAUGGAAUUGGGGAAAUUGAAUAAGCUUGAAGCAUUAGAUCUCUCUUGGAAUCGGCUCACUGGAAAGAUUCCGCAGGAAUUGACAAGGCUAACAUUCUGA
Solanum tuberosum (potato) is the source of this 348-nucleotide messenger RNA. RefSeq names its product LRR receptor-like serine/threonine-protein kinase ERL1. The record is from RefSeq and is a predicted model, not a curated record. NCBI's taxonomy places the organism in Eukaryota, Viridiplantae, Streptophyta, Magnoliopsida, Solanales, Solanaceae. Bases 1 to 348 code for a protein of 115 amino acids. Gene Ontology annotation, molecular function: protein binding. The transcript has a single exon.